Mercenaria mercenaria is the source of this 9041-nucleotide messenger RNA. RefSeq lists its product as uncharacterized. The transcript has 14 exons. Lineage: Eukaryota; Metazoa; Mollusca; Bivalvia; Venerida; Veneridae. Bases 1 to 3585 code for a protein of 1194 amino acids. The record is from RefSeq and is a predicted model, not a curated record.
AUGACGGAGAUUAGAUUGUGGGACUUAUACUGUACCGAGCACGAGCGUUCGUGUACUUUCAGUUUAGAUUUUAGUCAGCAUUCAGAUCUAAGGGAGUUAGUAUUGUGGGAGAUACCUGAAGUGUCACAAUUGAAAGUUAGUAGUCAAGUGGAAUACGUGAAUUUGUCGUAUAUCAAUCUAGGUGAAAUGUCGCUGCCUCCUGAAAUGGCGAAUAUUGAAAGUGUUUAUUUGAGUAGUGUAAACAUGUCUGCUUCAACAUUGCGUGAUCUCGUUAAGGUAGUGGAGAAACUUUCACACAAAGUCACAGUAACAAUAUUCGUGUGUGAGAUAGAACCGGAAACAGAGUUUGAACACGUUAUACAAUAUAUACGCUCAUCUCAGAAUUUCCGAGUUACGGAGGAUGGUAGCUGGUGGGGGAAGUUUGUGUUUGAAACAAAAGUUGAAUGUUCUUCCACAUGGAGUGAUACACAAAACGAGCUAGUACCCAUGGAGGAGGAUCCCGUUUGUGCUUUGCAUGCCUAUUCUGAAGAAACCAGUUCUAAUCAAACAGCUAGUUUGAUCCCUGAGGAAAUUUUGCGGAUGGACCAGAAUUCAAUUGAACUAUACAAGCGAGCUUUGAGUGAUGGCCAAGAAGUUGUUCGCAGCAUCCGUAUAAUGGUUGUGGGACACACUAAUGUUGGUAAAACAACUCUAACAAAACGUUUGUUCUAUGAGGAUGUAGAUAUAAACCAGAGAGAGAUCACAAACGGAAUAGACGUACAUGUGAGAAAAUGCAAUGUUUCACUGGAUACUGGUCAUUGGACUAUAUUAGGCAAAGAUCAGAAAAUGAAAACCAUUUAUCACCGUUUAAUGAAGUUGUUGCAAAAACCAGCGUCUAACGACAUAAUAUCUGGAAAGAAAGAUAAUGUUAUAGAAACAGUCACUGGAGAGGGGAAAGAUAUUGGAUUUAUAAAACCAGAAGACAUGAGUGAAGACGACAGUUCAAUGAGUGAAGACGACAAUGAUGCUGAAGGAGAAAUUUCUGAAGAAGACCCUGAACCAAUUGCUACAAACGAACAUUCUUCUCGAAAGGAUGUGGCAUCUGUUAAGGAUGCUGAAGGAGAAGUUUAUGAAGAAGUUUCUGAAGAAAUUGCUACAGAAGAACAUCCUUCUCGAAAGGAAGAGUAUAUACGCAAUCAUUUAAAAGAAUUAAUAGAAAAAAUUCAGGAACAUUCGGCAGAUGAUAAAGAUACAAGGACAGCAGAAGUUUCGUUAUGGGACUUUGCAGGGCAGUCAGAGUUCUAUGCAACACAUCAGGUUUUCUUAUCCAAGAACGCCGUGUACUUAUUAGUCACUGACAUAUCCAAGGACGCGGAGGAUAUUGUUCUAGAUAAUACUUGUUUCAUUGACAGCAAAGGUGCUAAACGUAAAGUAUCAGAGUUUGUUCACUUUUGGUUGAAUUCCAUACACGAGUUUUGCAGCUCAACAGAAUGCAAAGGUCCACCAGUUAUACUUGUAGGCACUCAUGCAGACAAAUUAAAGCAGGAAACAAAGGAUGCUGCAGUAGAUAAGUUCUUCUACACGAUAAGGAGAUCUCUUUACGAUAAAGCCACAUACUGUCAUCUCAUUUACGAAGAUUUUGCCGUGGAUAACUCAAUAAAUGAUGAUCAACAAAUUGAACUGCUUAGACAAAAGAUUGUAAACACAGCUAAAAAUCUACCAUACUGGGAAAAACUGAUACCUGCGAAUUGGAUAACGCUAGAACACAUCAUUGUCAAUUUAAAAGAUGAGGGUUUGAAGGUUCUCUACAAAGACAGGCUUUAUGAUAUGAACAGGACAUUGCCUGUUCCCAUAGAAACAGAAAAUGGGGUAGAAUUGUUCCUAAAGUUCCAUCAUGAAUCUGGAAAUAUCCUGUAUUACAGAGACGAGAAUCUAAUUAACAGUAUUGUCAUUGACCCUCAGUGGUUGAUAGAUGCGUUUAAAAGUCUCAUUACCAGCAGAAAUUUCUGUUCCAAAACGCAAGAAACAUUCAAAAAAUGGAUUGAGUUUGAUGAGUCAGCUAUUUUGACACCGAAACUUGUUGAAGUAAUUUGGAAGAAGGAAGAGAACUCUAUGUUUUACAAAAAUAAACAGCUUUUGCUGGACUAUCUUGAGAAACUUGGAUUGAUUGCUAGACCAGUACAAGAAUCUGACGACGCUGAGAUAGCAGAUUUCUACUUUGCCCCAUGUGUUCUUAAAACGCCUCCUCCAGAAGAUCUGCUGGCAUACAGUGAUUGUAGGAACCGAAGGUCAACCAGUAAACUAUGUUUCACAAUGGCAUCUGGAUUCCUUCCAUCAAUUGUGUUUAACAAACUUCUGGCAGUUUGUAUCAGUAAAUGGUCUUUACCCAAAAGGAAUUAUAAACACUUGGUUUUCCGCGGAUGUGGAAUAUUUGAUCUCAAAGACAACCAUACGCUUUAUGUAUAUUUCUUUGACCAGGUUAUACAGAUUUGGAUAACAAAACUAAGUGCUCAAGACGAAGAGCCGAAUAAUGCUGUAUGCUCCAAAGUGUAUGAUUUUAUAUCAGAUUUCCUCCAACACAGAUUACGGUUGUCAAGUGGCGUUAAGGUGUCUCUGAAGUGUCAGUUUUCUGACCUCAAUUCCAACGACAAUUUGUUUCCGGUUGAUGAAAUAGCUCUAAAAUCGGAAGUAGUGUGCAACUGCAGGACUGAACAGCACGUGCUACGAACAGAUGAAAUUACACAAUACUGGUUCCCAUGCAUCAGGAAAGAAGGCCGUGUAUUUGGUACAUUUAUUGACGAAACAGGAAUUGAAAUGACUGUAUUUGAAAGCCAUGUCAUUGCAAAAGCGUCAUAUGGUAUCUGCUUAAUACAUUAUCCUUGUGAAAACGGUUUUGGCGGAGGCACGGGAUUUCGUGUCGGCAAGAGAUAUAUAAUGACAGCUGCACACGUUGCAAAUGCAGCUAAACAUGGUGGCCUUACCAACAGCAUGGCAAUAUUCAACUAUUUACAAGACAGCCCAGCUUGGCCGAAAUAUGUGUAUAGCUUGACAUCUGUUGUUUUCUCCGAUGAAGAGACGGAUGUAGCCGUAAUCAAACUUGCAGAAAACAGUCAAAUGCCUCCAGCAUUUGAACAUUUUAUUGCCCCAGUUGAAAAUUUCAACCUAAUUGGACAUUCGAAGAAAGAUGUUAUGAAAAUAAAUCCAGUCACUAAAGUAUUUAUUGAAGGGAAAUGUCCACGUCUCAGUGAUGAGAUUUCAAGAACUAGGAGUCUUAGUCGUGAACACACAGCUGCGCCGUGUGACUUUGAACAAUUUAAUAGUCUUACUAACAAGGACAGGUUCUUAUUUCACUGUAAAUUUACAAAAGGUGCAAGUGGCUCUCCAGGCAUUGUUCUGAAGGGAAAUAACAUCCACGUUACAACCGUUUUAGUAUAUGGCUAUCCGGAUUGGUAUUACGAUCCAACACAAGCCAGACUUAGAGAAAUAUGGCCCAUUAAAUAUUGUAUUGAGCAAGGCGCUAAUAUGCAGUCUGUGUGCAGAAACAUGUUCAAAGCAGACACUCAGCUCUGUAGAGAAAUAUUUGGUGAAUUCAUUAAUUGUUGUUGAUAUUUCAAACUAAGGACAUCGCAUAGGUUAAAGUAGGAGUUUAUUGUUGAAGAUGUGUAUAUAUAGCAAAAUGUAUGAUAUAGUUUUUCCUUAAUUGUUCGCUAGUUUUAUAUUCGUACUGUUUUUCAAACGGAGCUUUCGAAUGGCUAUAGAACCAUUUCCCUACAUUUAUGUGUUUAGCCUAGAAUCAUCACACAAAAUAGGACUCGUAUACAUCGCAUGAUGUGGCAACGGAAAAGAUUUUGCCCUGGCACAAAACAUACUUUUCAUUGUUUGUUUUUAUUACAUGGUUAUCAUAUAAAUGGUUCAGGCAAGGGAACAAACGGUGCAGAGUAAACAGCUUACCUAUAAAAAAUCGUGGUGUAGAGUAAAUUGCCGCAUUUGAACAUAGUUAUAUUGUACAAAAUGUACUUUUUGUUUCGUUAUCAAAUAAGUAUCUUUUUUUAUAACAAGUUUAGUUGAUGGUUGCCCUUUAAUACAAGUUUGUCUUAUUGUUUUAUUUAUGCGUGUACAGGAUAUGCACAAAUUAGAUACAGGUCAUGUUGACGGGAAUGAUAAUUCUACUUAAGGUCUUAUGUGAACAAACAAAAAAGGUUACACGAUAUAGACUAAAAUGAUAAUGUGAUCAGACAAGUUCCUAAUAAACUGAACAAAACCACUGAAUAGAAAAACAACCACUGGACAUUGAAAAUUUGAUUUAUUGACCCUGAUUUAUUGAAAUUUCAUAAUAUACUUUUAAGUAGAAACUGACUGAUAAAACGAUUGGGUUUUGCUACACUGAAAACUGAAGACCAUAAGGAAGUUUUUGUACUUGGAGCCUAGGUGAAAAUCACCUUAUUCGUGGCAUAUGCAUUAAAGACAAAAUUCUGCACUGUAUAUUUAAAUGAAUCAUCUAAGCUUUGUGUAUUUCUGGUGUCAUUUUGGUUUAAAAUGAUAGUCAAAUGUCUGGCUAGUUUCAUGAUUGUUUAAACGAUCACAUAUUCAAUUUUCUGUUUUUUUUGAAGACAGUAACGUUACCGGAGCUAGGGUUUCCUUUACGUUACGUAGUAAACACGGAACAGUCCUUAUAUAGUAAAUUUAAAACCAUUUUGACAUGUAUUCUAUUUAAAUUGCUUCUGUUGCUUUUUAAUUUCACCUUAGCUCUAGGACUUCAAUGAAAGCUAUUAGACCACCAAAUUGUGUCCAUCAGCAUGGCUUGCCUACAACUUUAUUGUAUAACUUAUAUAUUGUAUAUUUAUAUAUAUAAUUAUAAAAAAAACUGUAAUUAAAGUUCGAUAAAUGAAGCUGGUCAUAGUAAUUGUCUAAAAAAGAAUCUCUGUAGAGUUUGAUUUUGGCCCAUUUUUAGGGAAAUGGCAUUUAGUCACUUCACAGAGUCAUAAUGAAAACCAUUUUAGAAAGUGUCUUAUUUAUAUUAAACAUGAUACUAUUUUGUCUAUGAAACUAAAUCAUUUUCAGAAUUGGUUCGUAUAUGAUCGAUUAAAGGUCACUUGAUCAAAUUCUAGAAAAGAAACCCUUGUUUAAUUUUAGGCAAAUUGGCUAAAAAAAAGGGAAUUUUUUAUCUGUGAAGUCUAAGUUUAAAACUGAAUUGCAAAGUGCCAAAAAUAUUCUCUGUUUACUGUUCAGAAGCAUUUAAAACUAAGUUUCUACUAAAGAUGGUAGUUUUUUUUUCAUCUGCAUGACACUCAGUCAAAAUACCAGCCUUGAAAAAUCUAUGUCAGUUCUGAAGUAUUGCAUCAUCAUUGUUAUUAAUAUACCAGAUUUAUAUAGCGCCCUUUCCAUGAUAAGCACAUUCAAAGGCGUUUGACAUAUAGCAAACGCAGCCACACAGGGCGCGAAAUUCAUCCUCCGCUAAAACAGACACAGAGCGAUCAAACUAGAGGGACAGAGUGAAAAAAAACGCUCCAGGCUUGUCCGGUUUAUUUAGCCUAGCUCUUUGCGAAUAGACAGUCUAGUUCUUUAACGUGCCCGGUGCACAGCACUGAUACACACGAAGCCGUGUUUCCUGAGUAGGAGACACUCAAGAGCAUCUUCAGAAAUUUCCACUGCCUGGAACGGGGUUUGAACCCCGGACCUCUGGAUUGACAGUGAAACUUGCUACCACUAGAUUACCACUGCCUAAUUAUCACAAAAUGUAUAGUUAGGUAAUUAGAUAUCAAAAUUAUAACAUAAUCAGAUAAUGUCUGUUUCACAGAAGAUAAGGGACAUAAAAAUGAGAUGCGUCUCUUCGUUUAUUUAUUUUUCCGUCUGUCUUUCGCACUUCCUGUCCGGUCUAUAACUCUGCCAUACAAGAAGUCACUUUAAACUUAAUAAGAUGACGUAUCGCGCGCAAGUACAAGUCACCAAGCUUAGAAGGCAAUAUCACACCUGACAGUCAAAUGUUAAGAUUAUCUAUUAAAUGUCAAGUUCAUAACUCUACUGUUCGUCAAGAUAAUUCAAAUCAUUAUUUAUAUUUUAUGGCAAUAUAAAUACAUGUAUAAUGUUCCAUUAACAAAUGUUACUUUAACCAGUUUCGACUUACUUUUAUAGAUAUUCACAUUUAAAGUGGGUGGGAUAAUCUGACAUGUGACUUUGAAUUUCCGUUUGUAUUUUUUUUUUUUUUUUUUUGUAAAGUGGUUCUAUUUUUUUUCUGCAAAUUUCAUCAUAAAAAACACACACAAAAACAUAACUAUGCAACGGACAUUCACACAACAUGUUACAUUUUAAAUUGCAUUGAAUAAUUCUUUCAUCACAGAGCCAAAAAUUUGCCUGAUUAAAUGUACUGAUUUUCAAUGGACGAACUUCACCAAAAACAUAAAACAUUUUUAUUAGUUCAGAUAUUCAAGUGUUAUUUUCAGCAGAUAUGUAAACUGUAAUAAACAUUAAAAUGAGAGUAUAUCAGUACACCCUACUUAAUAUUGAAAGAGUGGUACACUCUCAAACUGGGAAAAAGUGGGUGUGGUAAAUAAACAUUUUGAAGCAACACUAUGAGUUGAUAGUUUACAGCAGAAUCAAGAUCCUGUACAAAGUAAGUACUGUUUUUACAGCUUUUACCUGUUUCUACCGGGAACUUACAGUACCUACUACAUGCAGGAUCUUCUUUCAGCUGUAAACUAUUAAAUCAUACAAGAAGGUACGGUGGCACAGAGGUGACAUGCACUCUUUCUUUUUUCAAUUGCAAUCCUCUAUUUUUUUCAUGUUGUUCCCACGAGAUACUAACUCGACGGAACGACAUAGUGUGCCGUGGUAACGAGUUACUAAGUCGUGGGAACGACAUAAAAAAAUGAGAAGUGCAAUUUAAAAAAAAAUAUUGCAUUGAAAAGGAGUGGCGUAAUAAAAAAGAAUAAUAAUAAUAAUAAUUAUUAUUAUUUUAAGAAGGUGACAUAUUAAGAGCACAUAGUAUACAUACAACUUAUUUCAAAUAUGGCCUUCUACAUAAAUGUUAAAACACAGUAUCUACAACAAUAAGAAUAUCAGUAGCACAGUUUUAACGACAAACACACUUUAAAAACAAACUCGAUUUGAAAUGAUUUUACCAGGAGAAUAAAUCAGUGUAAUUCAUUUUGCAUACAUGUACAUUCAUCCAUCAAUAUCAUAAAGUUUAAAAACUACCCUAUACGACAUAAAAUGCAUGAUAAUUGUUGAAGAUUUGAGAAAAAAAAAGAAUAAAUAAAUAAAUACUGAAUAAAAAUCAGUAACGUUGUUCUUGUAAUAAAUAAUCCUUAAUUUUUCGUUUAAACGUUAACAGAUUAUCUUGAAGUUUGAUGUUUGAUGGAAUGGAAUUCCAUAAAUGUGUGGCUUUGUAUGAGAAUGUUUGUUUCAAGAAGUUUGUUCGGGGCUUUAACAAAGAAAGAUCUUUACGAGUCGAGGAACGAAGAUUAUAUCUAUCGUUAUGAGCAAAAGAUAAUAAUUCAGACAUAUAUUUUGGUACAAGGUUAUGGUCACAUUUAAAAACCAGUACAGCCAUGUGGUAAUUGCAUCUGUUUUCAAAAGUGAGCAGAUUCAGAUUUUUAAACACGCUACCUGCGAUACGAUUUUUUGUUAUUACACGAAUUGCCCUCUUUUGUAUAUUAUAUAUUUUAUCAGUAUCUGAUUUACAGGCAAGCCCCCAUACAGUACUGCAAUAGUCCAUGGUUGAUAUAAUAUAUGCAUUAUAAUAUAACAUCUUCAUUUCAUCGGUCAAAAAGUACGAAAUUCUUUUUAAAAGUGCAACCUUUGAGUUAAGUUUAUUCACAACAUUGCAAACUUGUGCAUGCCACGUUACAUUAUUAUCUAUACAGAUUCCAAGAAUAUUUUGACUUGUUACAUUUUCAAUUAUCGUUCCAUUGAUAAACAGUUCAAGAUUCCUUGCUUGUUUCGUUUUAUAAUUUGUACUUAGAAGCAUACAUUUUGUUUUUUCCGGAUGUAAUGACAUAUUAUUAAUUUUGCACCAUGUGUUAAUGAGGCUAAGAUUACUUUGGAGCUCUUGCUCUAUAACUGAAAUGUCAGUGUCGGAUUUAUGUACAGUGGAAUCGUCAGCAUACAUGUCAAUAUUAAUAGUGUCUGAAAUAAGUGUCAUAUCAUUUAUAUAUAAUAUAAAUAGUAAGGGUCCUAAAAUCGAGCCUUGUGGAACUCCAGACUUUACAAACAGUUUUUUAGAAUAUAAAUUUCUAAUUUUAACUAGCUGAGUUCUUUUCGACAGAUAUGAUUCAAAUAAUUUCAGUGAGUUAUCUGUAAAGUGAUAAAGCUUUAGUUUAUGUAGUAAUAUUUCAUGGUCGACAAGAUCGAAUGCUUUUCGAAGAUCAAGAAAUACGGACCCUACAUAUUUACCACUGUCAACAUCUUUCAACCAAGUAUCAAUUAAAAGUGUUAAAGCGGUGUGGCAUGAAUGUGUAAGACGAAAACCUGAUUGUUUUUUGUGUAAUAUAUUUGUCUUUUUGAAAUACAAUUGCAACUGUGAAGCAAUAUGCCUUUCAAAUAUCUUAGAUAUGGUAGGUAAAAUUGAGAUAGGUCUAUAAUUACUUGGAUUCUGCUUAUUCCCUUUUUUAAAAAUUGGAAUAACGUAAGCAUCUUUUAAUUUAUCGGGAAAAACACCACUGUGUAUGCUUUUAUUUAUUAUUUAUUAUAGAUGUGAUGGCUGGAGUUAUGAAAUCUCCGCAGUCAUGUAGAAUCUUUGGACUUAUUCCGUCUAUCCCAGUAGCUUUUUUAAGAUCAAUUUUAGAUAUGAUAUUUUUUACUUCCAAAGGAGUAAUGAAAUCAAUCUCAAAUUUGUGAAAUGAUAAUUUUUCAUCUAGAUAAUGUUUUAAAUUUGAAAAAUUGUCACUGACUAAUUUUGUUUUUUUCAGUUAUAUUUGAAAUACAUUUGUAUUUAUAAAAUGUUCGUUUAGGGCAUUUAUUAUAUCAAGUUCUCCGUCUACUACUUCAUUGUUUUCUGUUACAAGUGUAUUUGGAAUAAUUAUUCCCUGAUUAGAUUUAUCCGUAUUGGAUAUAUCUUUUAGAGG